AUGGGACCUAAAAAGGCGAAUAAGAAGCAUGAUAAGAAGAAAAAGAGUUCCCAGGGGAACAUCAAGACAAUGGCGAGUACUGAUUCCAUUAGUACGUUAACUAAACCAGCAUUGUAUUCGUUGUACAGUAACGAUGUACUAAAAUCUAACGAGGAUAAGACAUCACAACUAUACAAGCAGGCAAAUUUGAACAGAUUGAGAAGGAAGGGCGGAGAUUUCAUGGAUUCCUCCAGUGAAGAUCUCGAUGAACUCGAUGAGGAUCACACUGAUGUGGAUAUGGAUGUGGAAUUUAAUGGGAAAUGGUAUGUUAGAUUGAUCCAUUUGACCUAUUCCUUUUUUAUUUUGUUUACAUGUGGUAUUGUGUUUGGAGAACUGGCUGAGAAUCUCUUUGAUAAUGAUAAAUUGUAUAAAGGUAUGACCGCAGUGAUACUGGAAGAUGGUGUCAAAUUGAUUGAUAAAGUGGUACCCAAGUCUUCUGUGACGAAUUACAUUGGGUUCGGUAUUGAAGGCAUUUUGCUCUCUUUGGUAUUAAGGGUAUCUGAUUAUCUUAUCAGGCCCAACAAGGAUAAGAUUGGCCAAAGUAAGAAGAACUCGUUUAGAUCGAUUGUAAGAAUUAGUAAUGCUAUUCUGGGGAUAAGUUUAGGUGUAAGACGAUUACCAUGGACCUCAUCACUGCAGGGCUCCAUGCUUUGGUUAUUAGUGAACGUUAUAGUGUGGUUAUUCUUUGAUGGUACUCUAUCGAUACUAACAAGUGGGGUGAUCCAAGCUCUAUUGAUAUGUUUGACCUAUUCUAGAGGUAUUGAAACAAGUCAAACGUUGUAUUUGAUCAAUUUCCAUUUCCUUGGAUUGCUAAUUUUUGGUAAAUUGUCCAGAUACUUAUUCAAAUGA
Messenger RNA from Naumovozyma castellii, 888 nucleotides. RefSeq names its product Nsg1p (gene NSG1). The record is from RefSeq and is a predicted model, not a curated record. The transcript has a single exon. NCBI's taxonomy places the organism in Eukaryota, Fungi, Ascomycota, Saccharomycetes, Saccharomycetales, Saccharomycetaceae. Bases 1 to 888 code for a protein of 295 amino acids.